UCUUUUAUCUUUUCUUCUUCGGUCGAAACCUCAUUCUUCUGCCGAAACCCAUACUAGUCGUCACCACCUACUCCUCCGUCUGCCUUGAUUGUGUGACUCCACCGUCGGAAAAUCCAACCUCCUCUCACGAUACGCUCGCAACGAGUUCAAUCUUCACUCCAAAGCUACAAUCGGAGUUGAAUUUCAAACUCAGAGCUUAGAAAUUGAUUCCAAAGAAGUAAAGGCUCAGAUUUGGGAUACUGCAUGUCAAGAACGGUUUCGCGCUGUUACGUCGGCGUAUUACAGAGGCGCCGUCGGUGCUCUCGUUGUUUAUGAUAUUAGCUGGAGAACUACGUUUGAUAGCGUCAGUAGAUGGCUCGAUGAACUCAAGAUCAAUAGCUGAAUGAAAAUCACAUGAUUGUUGGUACCUUCCGGGGCUUUGACCAGCUUAUGAAUUUGGUUGUUGACAAUACUGUGGAGGUGAAUGGCAAUGAGAAAAAUGAGAUAGGGAUGGUGGUAAUCAUAGGAAAUAGUGUGGUAACUGGAGAGGCACUUGAACCAGUAAUCAGGAGCAUCUAAUAUGUGUUUCUUGUAAACAUUUAUGAGUAAAUUGUAAGGUUUAAGGUUUCAAUUCAACAAUUUCCGGUUUCUAAAUGUAAUUGGGAUUAUUAGUAUUGUCAUGCUAUGUUUCUAGUUUAUUUUCAAUCCAGGAUACCUUCAGUAGUUCAGUGGAUUGUAUUGGUAUAACUAAAAUGAUGUAUAUGUCUUCUUCAGUUAAAUUGAUACUUUUCUAUUGCAUAUAACAUUAGCAAUUCUCACUUUCUAUUUA
Molecule: messenger RNA, 808 nt
Organism: Vicia villosa (hairy vetch)
Lineage: Eukaryota; Viridiplantae; Streptophyta; Magnoliopsida; Fabales; Fabaceae
Product: probable small nuclear ribonucleoprotein G
Exons: 3
Coding region: 394-558 (54 amino acids)
Biological process (GO): mRNA splicing, via spliceosome
Cellular component (GO): U12-type spliceosomal complex; U5 snRNP; P granule
Molecular function (GO): RNA binding
Source: RefSeq, a predicted model, not a curated record